Messenger RNA from Jatropha curcas, 1369 nucleotides. RefSeq lists its product as uncharacterized. The record is from RefSeq and is a predicted model, not a curated record. NCBI's taxonomy places the organism in Eukaryota, Viridiplantae, Streptophyta, Magnoliopsida, Malpighiales, Euphorbiaceae.
AUUGGAGGGGAAGAUAAAUACUCACAGACUACAGAGAUGAAAGAAGAAGAGGAAGAAGAAGAAGAAUCUCCACGAAGAAGCUGUGAGAAACAAACAGCAAAGGGGAGAGAGAGAGAGGGAUAGGGUUUGCUAAAGACAAACAACAAGUUCUUUAAGCAGAGAAAAGUUUACAAAGAGCAAUCCUAAAGAGAAAAAAAAAAUAUUGAGAGAGAAAAAGAGAGUUUUUGGGAUAAUCUGGGUUAAAACCGAUCUGGAUUUAUUUUAUUUCUAGAGAUUUUUCUUAUUUUAAGGCCUUCAUCAUCUUCUCCUUAUGCAAUUAUCUUAUGUCUGGGUGGUCUUUGAAGAUUUCCUUUUGAUUUCCCUUUUGUACUCAUAGAUCUUGAGAUAUGGACAAAGACGAGAAAAACCAGAGAGCAAAUAAAAUAUUAGAGCCAGAAUUUUUCUUGCAGUGGGGAAAUAAAAAGAGGCUUAGAUGUGUUAGAGUAAGAGACCCUCAAAUCAUUUCACAUAGAUCCGAUGGUGUCUUUCGCAGGAAUAUUACAUCUCGGAUUGAUAGACGCGUAGUCUCUUCUGCCACAGAGAAAGAAACGUCUCAUCCUCAAUCCCAUCGUCUUACCAGCAACCAAACAGAGGAUUGGAAAACGAGGUUGGAUUGGGAUUUGGCAACCAAACAGACAGUUGAGAAUUCCUCCGAAUAUAAAAAGAGAAAAAGGAAUUCCGAGGCAGCAACACUUCGUUCAAGUCUGACAGAGAAUCGGAAAUCGGCGUCGCCGGAGAAAGAGGACAGGUACUACACGACAAGAGGGUCAGUGGGGUUGGAUGAGAAUGGAAAGAUUUCAAUGGAUGGUCAUGGUAACAAUGGGGAAGAUAAAGGCCAUCAUGUAUGGCCAAAGCUAUAUAUCACUUUAUCAAGUAAAGAAAAAGAAGAGGAUUUUAUGGCUAUGAAAGGGUGUAAGCUUCCUCAACGGCCCAAAAAGAGAGCCAAGAUUAUCCAAAGAAGCUUACUUUUGGUGAGCCCUGGAGCAUGGUUGACUGAUAUGUGCCAAGAGAGGUAUGAAGUGAGGGAGAAGAAGAGUUCUAAGAAGAGACCCAGAGGACUGAAGGCUAUGGGAAGUAUGGAAAGUGAUUCAGAAUGAAAGAUGUGCCACAUUUAAGCAGCGGAGACUUUUUUUUUUUUAAUUUUUUUUAGAAAAUUUUGGGACUUUGUUUGGAAAUCAUGAUAAUGUGAUGAAUAGGAGUUUGUUAGAAUGGGAGAAAGGGUAGUGAAGGAAAGUUUCUGCUGGAUUUUGUUCUUUUGUUGUUGUAUAGAUCUAAGCUUCAUUUAUAUAAUUGAGAAAAUAAAUUCUUUUUCUCAUUUUAUUUGCCAUAA